AGAAAGAGCGAGAGAGUCAAAGGGGAGGAGGCUCAGAGGGAGGAAGUUCGACGUGAAGAGGGUGUGGUGGGUUGUCCACAACACGACGAUGAGGAAUCGGCCGGUAGCAGAGAAGUCAUGUAGAAAGGGACGGAGGGGAGGAGGGUGCGUUGGCACGUGGCUGAAGGUUGCAGCGGUUGGCGUGCUGGCGUUCUUCGCUGCCGGGGCUGCUGCGUCUGAUCGUUCCAUGCGGGUAGGCGGGAUGGAGAAGUACGGCGGUCUGCGGGAAAUUUCCGACAACAUUCGUCUUCAGUUGGCGGCACUCCGUUCCCAAGUCGGAGGCGAAGAAUCCCAGCUCUCGAAGGAGGUCAACAGCGUUCCGCCGAAACCCCUGGAGGUGUUCGAGUACGGCCCUUCGCGACAGGCCUGGAUGCGCGACCCCGAGAAGUACAAGUACCAGUUUGUGUGCGUGGUGGCAACCAGGGCCACCGUGGAGGAGGGGAUCUGGCACAAGCGACGGGCGCCCAGGAUGUGGUCCAGGCAGCCGCCGUUCCACGUGCGCAUCGUAAGGCCGAACCCGGUGGGGAUGCUGGGUCACAUGCUGGGGACGGGAAAGAUCAAGUUCGUCCAGAAGGACGUGACCAUGCGGAAGACGGACAAGAGAACCGGCCGCUCCAUCGAGAUAACCCAGCCCAUGACCGUCUUGAAGCGCAUGGAUGGGAAACUGCCCAAGAAUGUGCAGGAAAUGAUGGAGGCCCAGGAGGAGGGUAGAGAAUACACGGGCACCAGCCGUCCCUCCAAGGGGCGCUGGGGACCUUCGAACAUCGAAGAGGUGAAGGAGACGGGAGUUUUGGACCUCCUGAGGCAGGCCGACAUCAACACCCCGGAGGAGGUGGACGAUGUCACCAAGAUGGUCGACUCGCAAACCGGAAAGAAGUACGACAUGAGGAGGUAUUUCGAUUACGCAAAAACUAAGCGAGGACCGAAGAACCUGGCGAAGGUUGACCGCAAGACGCGCGCGCGGCGGGCGAGACUAGAGAAGCAGGACAACAAGCAAGGAUGA
This is a messenger RNA of Ectocarpus siliculosus, 1042 nucleotides long. The record is from the annotation of a GenBank genome assembly. NCBI's taxonomy places the organism in Eukaryota, Phaeophyceae, Ectocarpales, Ectocarpaceae.